Molecule: messenger RNA, 1851 nt
Organism: Pneumocystis jirovecii RU7
Lineage: Eukaryota; Fungi; Ascomycota; Pneumocystomycetes; Pneumocystales; Pneumocystaceae
Exons: 7
Coding region: 1-1851 (616 amino acids)
Biological process (GO): mismatch repair; DNA recombination; DNA double-strand break processing
Cellular component (GO): nucleus
Molecular function (GO): metal ion binding; 5'-flap endonuclease activity; 5'-3' DNA exonuclease activity
Source: RefSeq, a predicted model, not a curated record
AUGGGAAUUUCUGGUCUUCUUCCUCUUCUUAAAUCAAUACAAGUUAUUCGAGUCAAAACACAUAUAAAACAGUAUUCUGGAAAAACAAUAGGCAUAGAUGCGUAUAUAUGGCUAUAUAAGGGCGCGUUUUCGUGUGCAUGGGACCUUGCAUUAGGGGUAUCUACAGAAAGAUACGUGGAUUAUGCGAUGCAUCGUGUUAAAAUGCUAAAACAUUAUGGCAUUAAAAUGUUUAUUGUGUUUGACGGAGGAUAUUUGCCAAGCAAGUCAGAAACAGAAAAUCAAAGGGGAAAAAAAAGGGCAGAAAGUAAAGCUAAAGGCUUAGAAUUUCUUGCACAAAACAAAAGACGAUUGGCUAUGGAGCAAUUUCAAAAAUGCAUAAAUGUGACACCAGAAAUGGCAUAUGAAUUUAUCAAGGCAUUGAAACGCGAAAAUGUUGAUUAUAUUGUUGCACCGUAUGAAGCAGAUGCUCAAUUAGCAUAUUUAGAGAAACAAGGAAUAAUUGAUGCAAUUCUUACGGAGGAUUCGGAUCUUUUGGUUUUUGGGUGUAAAUGUAUUCUUUUAAAAUUAGAUCAAUAUGGAGAAUGCAUUGAGAUUAAAAGAGAAAAAUUCCCCCAGGUCAAAGAAAUAGAUUUAUCUGGAUGGACAGAUGAAAAUUUUCGACAUAUGGCGAUUCUUUCAGGCUGUGAUUAUUUAGCGAGUAUUCGUGGUAUAGGACUAAAAACAGCACAUCGUCUAUUGAAAAAAUAUAAAACAAUUGAUCAACUUUUAAGAGCACUUAAAUUGGAAUAUACACUUAAAGUUCCGUCCGAUUAUGAGGCACAAUUUAAUUUAGCAAAUUUAACAUUUAUGCAUCAACGCGUAUAUUGCUUAGAUAAAAGAUGUAUUGUUAUGUGGAACGAGCCAGAAAUUCCUUUGGGCGAUAAUACCGACAGAAUCGUAGGUCCUGAUAUACCAUUAGAUAUUCUUCAGGGCCUGAUACGUGGUGAAAUCAAUCCAAUAACCAAGCUCCCUAUUUCAUCAACAAAUAGUGCUAAAAUAUUUAAUCAGACUAAAGAAAACAUACAGCCCACAAAUGGAUGUCAACUUUUUAUUAAGCAAGAAAAGAAUAACACUUUCAAUGAUAACAUUAUUACAUCAUUAUUUGCCUCAACACAUACAGAUAAUUCUCAAUUACAAACGCUAUCUUUUCAAAAUAAUAUGAAAAGACCAUUAAUCAAUGACACAGUCAAACAAACGACAGUGAAACGUUUAAAAGAUAGCAUUUUAUCAGAUAUAGUAUCACCCAUACUAAAAGUGGAACAAAAAAAUAGUCAUCCAACAAAGUUCAUUUCUAACGAAAACAAUUCUUCAGAAUUAAAAAGAAAAUUAAGUGCUUAUGUAUUUGAGGAAAUGAAUAAAAUAAAAGUCGAAAAAAAUAUAAAUAACUCUGAAAAAAUUAACCAAAGAAAUACUAAAACAAAUUUCAAUGAUUCUUAUUCUAAUCAUAAUAAAUUAUCAGAUAUUAAGAACUUUGAAAGUCCUAUAUUAAAUAAAUGUCCUUGGUUUAAUAAUGCUUCUUCAGAAAAAGAUAUAUAUACAAAAGCUUCAAAAAUUGACAUCUAUGAAGAUAAAGAGUCUUAUAAUAGCUUUAUUUCAAACUGGCGCCAAUCAUUUAUGCAUACUUCAAAAAAUCUUACUAAAACAGAUCUUCCUUUAUCUCAAAUAGCUACUCAAAAUACUAUUAUACUUCCUGAUAUAGAGACAAUUACUGAAUGCAAACUGUCUAAGAAUACAUCUCAUACUAGAAAGUUACCAUCUAGUUUUGAAUUAUCAACCGAUGUCGCGGAAAAAGUAGAAAAAAGAGUAUUUUAA